UUUGAUGUCAUUAUGAACAUUUCAUGUUCUACUGGUUCAGCAACAUCACAGUAUUUAAAGCAAAGCAGCUAUUAGACAUCACUGACAUUGUGGCAGCCAACGCAGCAUCGAGAGCAAUAAUCAGCCUAACGAACUAAUAUCUACCUACUGAGUGGAGGAAACAGAUAAAUGAUGAGUUCUGCUCAGAGUCAAACACUAGAGUCCAAACUGAAGGCACAAGAGUGCCACUUCACCUGGGACCUGAACCCCGGCAGGUCCAAACCUUUCCGUGUCAGAGACAAGCUGGAGGACAUCGGCACCGAGGAGGGAAACAGCUGGCUGGGUCACAUUUACAACCUGCGGGGGUACAUUCAGUACAAGCUGGGGUUCACUGAAGACGCCCAGAGUUUGUUCAACCAGGCUACAGAGGCCCUCCGCCAGACAAGAGGAGCAGAAAAGGGUCCCUGGUUAGUGGUGAACUACGGGAACCUGGCUUGGCUGCACCACCACCUGGGAGAACAAGAAGAGAGUCAGGCUUACCUGUCAAAGGUCGACGCCCUGAUGAAUAAAUAUCCAUCUCCAUCCCAGGACGAGCUCCAUCCAGAGAUCUACGCUGAAAAAGCCUGGACCCUGAUGAAGUUCAGCACAGACCAAAAGCUGCUGGCUGCAGAUUACUUUGAGAGAGCCAUCAGGAUGCAGCCGGACAUGGUGGAGUGGAACACCAGCCGUGUCUUAGCAUUAGUGAGUGCUUCUUACAACGAAGGGCCUGAGGCUGACAUCUUGGAGAAAUUGAGAAUUGCCAAAGAACAGGAUCCAGAGAACUUGUACCUCGCUGCUAAAUACCUUGAACAACGUGGUAAGAAAGGAGAAAGGAUUGAAGAUGAAGCACGUGAGUUAGGCAGACAGGUUUUGAGGAAUCCUGUGAGCAGCUACAGCGGUAUGAAAGUAUUACUGUGGGUUUACAGAAAGUAUUUAUCUGCAGAUGAGGCCAUUGAUUUGGCAGAGGAGGCUCUGGAAAAACAUCCAGAUGUACGUUAUCUGAAGAGCUGUGUUGCACUCUGCUACAAAUGGAUUUAUUUCAGGGAUAUUGGCCAAGAAGUAAUGGAUAGAAGCAGAAUAGAGAGAGCACUCAGUCUCCAUGAGGAGGUGAUUUCUCUUUACCCUCAGUCUUCUCUUGUGAAGAAAAUAGACCUCGCAAAGAUGUACAUAAACUCAAAGUACAGCCAGGCUAAAGCUGACCAGAUAUUCCAGGAACUGCUAGAAAGUGAUCUGGAACCUGCAGACAAACAGAUGCUUUACACCAACUACGCAUACCAUUUAUUCUUUCAUCUAAACGACAGCGACAGGGCAACACAGUACCACAUGAGGGCAGCAGAGAUACCACAUGAGUCCUCCUUUCGUGAGAGAAGCAUCAGAGUUUUGACUCAGAUUAGAGACAGAAAGAAAGACAGAAUGUGCAGAGAAGUAGAGAAGUUUCUGUCAAACCUGCAAAAGCCACAAUGUUUUUAACAGCACUGAUUCUAAACCCAGGAAAAGGAAAAGAAACCUGUAUAUUAAUUUGAAUACCUUAUCCUAGAUAGACCCAAAUAUUGUGUGUAGAUGUGUAGAUUAUUAUACUUUCAUUCUCUGGUACAGUUUGAUCGGUCUUAAUGUUUACCUGGUGGGAAUGAAUGUCUCCAGGGUUACACAUACAAACAAAAAAUCACAUAAACUGUCAUAGGAACGAGCAGAUUGUUUAUUAACACAAUGUUUGCUAAUGCCACUUUCUACCUUGCUGGAGUUAACAUCCACUGUUUAUAUAUUCAAAUGUCAUAAAUAAUCCUGAUUAAUUAACAUAGAUUUUGAUCAGAUGUUCUUUUCUUAACUCAUGUUACCAUAGCAUUUACUAUAUUCCUGACGUGUUUGUUUUCUUUAGUAUCAUAUUUUAAGUUUAUAUAAGAACAUAAUACUCUCUAAGGAAUUUCUCUUUGUUGUGAGCUUUGGAAAAUAAAACUCUGAUUGGUGAUGUAAUAGUUAAUUUGAUGCAUAACCUGAAUAUUAUCACAAGACCGAACUGAUCAUAUUCAUAUACAUUAUAUUACGUUGUGUUUGAGUUGUACAAUAAAAUGAAAUAUACAUCAUGUACACUGA
Molecule: messenger RNA, 2109 nt
Organism: Dicentrarchus labrax (European seabass)
Lineage: Eukaryota; Metazoa; Chordata; Actinopteri; Moronidae
Product: interferon-induced protein with tetratricopeptide repeats 2-like
Exons: 4
Coding region: 169-1488 (439 amino acids)
Biological process (GO): defense response to virus
Cellular component (GO): cytosol
Molecular function (GO): protein binding
Source: RefSeq, a predicted model, not a curated record